AUGGCCAUAAGGCAUUUCAGGCGAAAGCCUCCUUCUGAAGAAAUCUCUGACGAAUCUUCAGACUCGUCAAGCGAUGAGCAGAGCACCAGCGCGCAGGUGCCGCUUGAUGCCGCUGCCUCCAGAGAUGCAGCCCAAGACACCGAGCCCACGACGCACCUACUGGCAGCAACACCGCGACCUGCCGCUAGCCCUCAGAAGCCUGCGCUUUCCGAGACAGCGGUCGAAACAACGAUCAAGACAGCGGGCUCGCGAGACGCGCUUCCUCCAAGCGUCGCUGGCCGUAGCGCUGCCGACCCUUCCAACCACAGCGCAUCCGCCUCCUCUGAAGAAAGUGCCAGUGCCAGCGAUAGCGACGGUUCUGAAGACUCCUCCAGCGACUCGGACAGUCAGGAUUACGCCCUUCCCAAGCCUGUCUUUGUAAAGAACCUCCGGAAGCGCACAGACCCCGCUACGACUGCGCAGAACGAGAGCUACAGACGCGAGGCUGCUGCCACACGCAUCCAGCAGGAGAAAUCCAGACUUGCUCGCGACCAGCAGCUUCCCAGGGCAUCGGCAUUGCACGGCACCGACCGGGAACUCACACAAGCGAUUCUCGAACUCGACGACGACGACACCAAGGACCCUUCGCAGGAACACGAAGCAUGGCAGCGAAGGCAAGAAGCGAGGGCGCUCAGGACCCGCCAGGCCCUCGAGCAGAAACAAAAAGAGCUGGAGGAGCGCGAAGCAGCGAGACUCGCAAGCUCUCUCAACGACAACGACGGCUUCGCUACGAGCACCGUCACUAAUUCUACAAAAACAAGCACAUUAGACUCCCGAAGCGUCAGGAGCGCCUCUGCGAACGACGCUUCGGGCCUCGCGCACCCCCAUCAAAGAAAGCGCACUUCAAAGGCUGAGAUGUCGUCCUCUAAAGCACACAAGAAAUACAGACCACAGUCCUUGAAGGGCUCGGACAUUACGCUACCAUCGUUAGAUCCUAGCCAGCAAAGCCGCGAGGACAACGAGUACUCUGUCAUCUAA
Messenger RNA from Lachancea thermotolerans CBS 6340, 1017 nucleotides. RefSeq names its product U4/U6-U5 snRNP complex subunit SPP381 (gene SPP381). Bases 1 to 1017 code for a protein of 338 amino acids. The transcript has a single exon. Lineage: Eukaryota; Fungi; Ascomycota; Saccharomycetes; Saccharomycetales; Saccharomycetaceae. The record is from RefSeq and is a predicted model, not a curated record. Gene Ontology annotation, biological process: mRNA splicing, via spliceosome. Gene Ontology annotation, cellular component: U2-type spliceosomal complex. Gene Ontology annotation, molecular function: RNA binding.